CCACAAGCAGAAACCUGAGCAUUACUUCUUUUCCCCUGAUCUUCCAUUUCUUCUCCUUGGAGCAGCUUAACAUGGCGAAGCAACUUGCCUCGACGCCCACCACACUCAAAGGAGCAUUCUAUCUGAUGCUCUUGCUGUUUGUAAUGGCUCGCUCAGCUUCGGCUCGAAUGCUCGAUGAGCAGCAUGUUGGGCCGGUAACCACACCGGUUGCAGCACCGCCACCUUCCGACUCGAUCCCAGCCCCUGCUGACCCACCCACCGACCCCGCAGAUUCACCGUCUCAGCCAGACCCCGCAUCAGCGGAUCCCGCAGCCUCACCAGCUGAGCCAAACGCUGCAGCAGCACAGCCUGCAGCUGCACCAGCUCAGCCAAAUGCUGCGGCGACGCCACCACAGCCGGUUGGGACAUCUCAACAGUCUGACCACCCGUUGACCUUCUUCAUGCACGACAUCCUUGGCGGGUCGAAGCCCUCCGCGCGCAUUGUAACGGGCCUUGUGGCAAACACUGCGGCCAACGGGCAGCUCCCCUUCUCGAGACCCAACAAGGACAUUUUCCCAAUCCAGGGUGCCCUUCCCCUCCCCAGUGGCGUCAACAACGUCAUCAACAGCAACAACGCACCCUAUGUCGCAGGCCUCGGUGGCACCACCACCACCAUAAUUCAAAACAAUGGCAACGCCGCUGCCAACGGCGGGAGCAACGCCCUUCCGUUUGUCAACGGGGCAAACCUGCCGUCGGGGGCCACACUCCAGAACCUUCUGUUCGGGACGACCACCGUGUUCGAUGAUGAGAUCACGGAGGGGCAUGAGAUCGGGACCGGCAUGAUUGGGCGUGCGCAGGGGUUCUACGUGGCAAGCUCACAGGAUGGGACGAGCAAGACGCUGGUGCUCACCGCCGUGUUUGAAGGGGAGGGAGGGGAGUACGCGGACACCAUCAGCUUCUUCGGAGUGCACCGCACCGCCGCUCCCGAGUCGCACAUCGCCGUCAUUGGUGGCACCGGGAAGUACGAGGAUGCCAAGGGAUUUGCAGCCGUUCAGACGCUUCAACCGGCAGAUUCACACACAACCGACGGCGUGGAGACACUUCUCCAGUUCUCCGUUCACCUUCUGUAAAUUUUAAGCUGUAUGUGAAGUGCCAUGAAACUGUUUGAAGCUGUGAAACUUCCCCCUAGAUUUGUUUCUUCGUGUGAACUUUUAUGGAAUCUCUGUGAUGUACUGGUGAAUUUCGUUAGUAAAAGCUAAAUUACUCCACUUUGUUCUA
Molecule: messenger RNA, 1257 nt
Organism: Ananas comosus (pineapple)
Lineage: Eukaryota; Viridiplantae; Streptophyta; Magnoliopsida; Poales; Bromeliaceae
Product: dirigent protein 24-like
Exons: 1
Coding region: 72-1109 (345 amino acids)
Source: RefSeq, a predicted model, not a curated record